AAAAUGCAUUGAAUCCUCUAAGGAUCAAUAUAAAGGCGAAAAAAUGACCGAAUAUGCCAUGAAUUCGUCCUCUUACGACCAUGAAAACUCAUCGAUGCUUCAGGAGGAGGAAGUUAAAAAGCACAGAGAACCAAUGACCGCUGCUUAUGGUUGCAAAAACAAAAAGAAGAAUAUUGUUUCACUGAUUGAAAAUGAUGGUGGCGAUGCUCCGAUUGUAGAUCUUGUUCCUACAAAGGAAUAUAAGAGAGACAUGAUCGGAAAAGACAAUAAUAACUUUUCAAUUGUAGAUGUUGUUUCCACAGAGGAAACCGAAAUGAACAUGGAAUUAGCAGUGGGCUGUGAAUUCUGUGUGACUGGUUAUCAUAAGGAGAUACCCUUGGCUGUGCUAAUGGGGGAAGUAGAGACUACGCACAAUUACAUUAAUGAAACAUUAGCUGAUAAGUUAGGUUGUGAGACAGUUCCAAUCCAGCCUCAAAUUGUUCGCUCAGAUUUGGGGGAAAUGGUGACCUCCAGACUAUGCAACAACUUUCAAUUGUCAAUGGAAGGCAUUGUGUUUAAUUUGAAAGUAUAUCUACUUCCACUUCCGUUGAAAUAUGACAUGAUUUUAGGAGGGGAAUGGCUAGGGGCCCUUGAGAAAAUUGUAAUUAGCUAUGCUGGUAUAGAGUUGUACUUACUAGAAGGAGAGAAGAAAUUCAUACCUUUCAAAAAGCCGUUAGAGGUCAAAGACGCAAGCGUUUCUAAAUGAGUUGCUGAUGAUUCUUAGGGAUGGUAAAUAUGAUUUAUCAUUCUAUUAAUGCCUAUUUGUUUCUGUUGUCAGUAUUCAUAUAACUUGUUCUAUGUCAUUUGAGUUAUGAAUUGUUUGUUAAGUUGUAAUAAUGUUAUUUGCUAUUAUGAAUUCACAUUCAACUCUGGUAUUUUAAUUGUCUAAGGGUUUUGUCCUGCCCCUCUUAUUUGCGCAACUUAUAUACAUGAAGAUUGAAGGGUACAAUUUUUUUUGCGGCGUCGAAUUUAUUCUUGUAUUAUUAAAAACAAUUUACAUUAGUAUUUUUUAUAUUUUUGGUCAACUUACCUAUUUUUAUUUCUUAAGAUUUUAUAAACCUUAUG
This is a messenger RNA of Solanum lycopersicum (tomato), 1104 nucleotides long. Lineage: Eukaryota; Viridiplantae; Streptophyta; Magnoliopsida; Solanales; Solanaceae. The record is from RefSeq and is a predicted model, not a curated record.